Fusarium coffeatum is the source of this 1056-nucleotide messenger RNA. RefSeq lists its product as uncharacterized. Lineage: Eukaryota; Fungi; Ascomycota; Sordariomycetes; Hypocreales; Nectriaceae. The coding region runs from base 1 to 1056 and encodes 351 amino acids. The record is from RefSeq and is a predicted model, not a curated record. The transcript is spliced from 4 exons.
AUGUCUAUUCUUUGUACCGUUAUUCGCAUUUAUACCAAAGCGUUUCUUGUCAAGCAGUUUUCGCCGGAGGAUUGGUUAUCUUUGACUUCUUUUAUUAUCUACAUUGUUUAUUUUGGUAUUGGACAUCAUGCUUUAAUGUCUGCUUUUGGUCAGGAUAUUUGGCAAGUCAACGCAGAAGACUUGUCACAUGCCCUCAAGCUAUUCUGGAUCGAUUGCCCUUUCUACAGCCUUCUGAUGGGAAUGACCAAAGUCACCAUCAUAUUAUUCUACAUCCGACUAUGCCACGUCUACACACGAUUCUGCCAAGUCUGCUGGGCCAUCAUCAUCAUCGUGUCUCUCAACACCAUCAUUUUCAUGUUUCUCAACAUAUUCCAAUGCACGCCGAUACGCUGGAACUGGGAUCGCUUCAGCGGACACGAUGUGGAUUAUAAAUGCAUGGAUCUCAACAUGCUCCAAUGGGCGAUCAAUAUUACAAAUAUCAUUUUUGAUGUGGUGGUCUUGGCGCUCCCGAUACCACUCGUCUGGAGGAUGCGAUCGACACUACGCCGAAAAAUCGCCAUCAUCAUCAUGUUCAGCCUCGGCGUCGUCGUCCUAGUCGCCAGCUGUCUAAAAAUGCGCUACAACAUUCUCUACGGCCACUCCACCAACAUAACAUGGGAUUACAUGGACCUAAUGGUCUGGGCCGGCAUCGAAAGCUCCGUCAGCAUCGCCGCGCCCUGUCUUCCCACAGUACGAUUAUUCCUACACAAAGUGUUCCCACAAUCGUUCGGACGCAUGUUCGCUUUUGGAUCACACGCGGAUAAAACGCUCGACGACCAUAUUAAAGCAGAGGAGGAAGAAGUUGCGCAGUGGGCUGCGGAUCUGGAAAAACCUUCUGAAGCUUCGAUGGUUAAUGUUCUUGUCAGGCCGAGAAGAGCUGCGAUUAGCUUGGGUCAUGACUUUGCACCUUCGAGAGGUGGGAGGGGCGGCAGAGGAGGACGGAAAAAGCCUAUGACUGAAGCGAGUAGAAUUCUUAAAAGUGUUGAUGAGUUUGAUGAGAUACCACUGGUCAAUUAG